AUGAUGCCGGUCAUGACUUCAAUCCCUGCUUUGUUGGUGCUCGCCCUUCAAUUCACUCAUCUCGUCGAGGCCACCCCUUCUCGUUUGGAACCGAGGCGCGGGACCAAAUUUGCGGCUUUGAGUGAGUGAAAUGUUUUCUCAUUCUGUCUGCACUCUUGGGCUCCUCGGCCCUUGCAGACCGAUGAUCCACCGGGCACUGGAGGAAACUUCAUCCCCCCGAGCGCGACGCCUACUCCACAUCACGGGCAGAACCCGUAAUACUCGAACCUUCCUAGAAAUCCAGACCGCUGACCAACUUUCCGAACACCUCCACCAGUGACGGACCGCAUGAAGCAAUGCGAACCUUCGACAAUCGAAUUCGCCAAUUCCGGUGACGCACGCCCCUUGACGGUGGCGAUCAUGCUCUACGACAAAGUACCCGAGAAGCUUCGUACGGACAAGUUUUUGCCCCCCGUCCAGACGACACUCGAGACGAUCCAGAAGUUGGGCCCUUUGCAAAUCUUUACGGUCAAGAAGCGCGAUUAUGAUCCGUUCACCUUCACCGCUGUCGCUAAGCGUGGUGACAAGAUCGAGGUCAGCAAGAUUUGAUCGGGUCUGUCCAGAUCGACUGCCACAAGAUACUUAACUCGGAACUGUUUCUUCUUUAUCAGGUUUUUGCGUUCUUCCCCAACGGGACCGGCCAGAACAUGUGGCUGGAUCGCACGAUCGGAUCCGGCUCCUCUUCCAGUUGCUUGGCCAGCGUGUGCAGUAGCACCGAAUAUCUAAACCCCAAAGGUGAGUGAAUUAGGUCUCAAAAGAUUCAAAUCGUAGGUCAGUGACUCAUCUUGUUCGCUCUGGUCAUAUUGCAGCCAAGAAGUGCGCGUCUUGCUCCUCCUUGUUCGUGAACUCGACCUCGUGCACGGCUGAGACGCCUAAGACCUGGUGAGCCGCCAUCUUUCCGCCCGGGAUGAGACGGCGAUUCACUAAUACAAAGACAUCCGAAUUAUUUCGGGCAGCUCUUAUGGUGUCGUCAAAGAUAGAAAGUGCGUUGCCAAGACGUGCUCCUCCCGACAAUGGCCUGGUCCCAAGGGUGCUGCAUGCAUCGCUUGCCCCGACGCCUCCGCGCGCAGCUGUGACGCCAAAGGCAAGAGCACCUCCUGCUCAGUCGGAAAUGUCGUCAACGGUGUGUGCAAGAAGCUCACUUGCCAGGAUGGAACUUACCCUUCUUCAAAUGGUAGGCUUUACUGCUCAAUCACUUUUCGGUCGCAUCCGCAGGGCUUCUAUGCCGGUCGCUGAGCCCCUGUUUCUUCCUCUAGGUCGCCGCUGCUUGCCUUGCGCGGAUCCGUUUGCACACAAAUGCUCUAGCGCCAACAACACCACCGAAUGUGACUGGGGCUACGCGCUCAAGACCAACCGCACCGCAUCUUUCUGCGUUGGGCCAUACGCUGCGCGCUUCGGAAGUGAGUCACAAGAUAUCGGUGGACCUUACGAGCGUCUGGGACUGAUUUCAAUUCCGCGUUUUCAAACCCCCUGUAGAAUCGAGCUUCAUGUACACGACCACUUUGAAGAUCAACAAGACCGUCAACGCCACUUCCGUCGUCGACUGCGCCGUUGGAGCCAAUCACGCUUCGGUCGAGUUCCCUUGGGUGUGGAUGUGGUCCGAUGCCGGGGUCGACGGGGUGCACUGCAGGCUCGUUCCCGGUGGCGAUCCUGGCCUCGUUCGUGGUAAUCCCGGAACGGGCUUCGAUGUCGGCAUUGUUGGGACCUGCAAGCAGAACGCGGACUGGCCUUGGUCCCCUUCGCCAGCCUCCUGCGCCGAGAUCUUCCUCGGACCCGUCACGGUCACGAACAAGACCACCGUUUGA
This is a messenger RNA of Microbotryum saponariae, 1844 nucleotides long. Lineage: Eukaryota; Fungi; Basidiomycota; Microbotryomycetes; Microbotryales; Microbotryaceae. The record is from the annotation of a GenBank genome assembly.